Messenger RNA from Closterium sp. NIES-65, 2436 nucleotides. Lineage: Eukaryota; Viridiplantae; Streptophyta; Zygnematophyceae; Desmidiales; Closteriaceae. The record is from the annotation of a GenBank genome assembly.
AUGCUGGCCGUUGAUGAUCUGUACCGUGACGUGGCACAGCCAAAAGGGGCAGCCAAUCAUUGUCUUCAAUGGAGAGCUCGAUCGGAUCCGAUCAGGAUUCUGAAAUGCAGCGGCGCGGUGUGUGGGUGUUGCGUGGCAGGUGGAACGACGACGGGAGCCAAGUUUCGAGUGACCCUGGGUCUGCCGGUGGCGGCGGUGGUGAACUGCGCGGACAACACGGGCGCGAAGAACCUCUUCAUCAUGUCGGUGUGCGGCAUCAAGGGCCGCCUCAAUCGCCUGCCGGCCGCCGCCGUGGGCGACAUGGUGCUACCGGCGGUGAUCGUGCGGCAGCGCAAGCCGUGGCGCAGAAAGGACGGCGUCUUCAUGUACUUCGAAGACAAUGCGGGAGUCAUCGUGAACCCGAAAGGAGAAAUGAAAGGGUCGGCCAUCACGGGGCCGGUGGCCAAGGAGUGCGCGGAUCUCUGGCCUCGUGUCGCCAGCGCCGCCAACUCCAUCCACUGCUGCCGUCUCACCGUGCUGUGUGUGCCUCGUCUCCUCGUGCAGGCACUAGAGGGCGGUGGAAGUGGAGGGCAGCGGGCCACACUGCCAGUGGGUUUUUGCCCGCCGUCACGCAUCGCGCACCCUGCGCACGUCUGCGGCGCUGAUGUCACCCGCAUGGACCACUCCGCACGUCGCCGCGUUCCCCCACCCGCGCCACAUGCCCGCCCCGCGGAGUCGUCGCGCACCUAUCCGCACGCCUCUCCUGUGCGUGCUAUGCCUUGUCUGCCUCGUCCGCCUUCUUCCCGCGCAGGCCUCUCGUCGCCCGUUCGCUCCUCGCCAUCGCAGCUGUCGCCCGCUCCCGCUCGUCGUCGCCUGACCCGAUUGCCCGCGCCUGAUCCCCCCUCGCAAUCCCUCGCCCCGUCGCCUGUGGUGGGGUGGGCGGCAGGCGAGGGAUGGGAGAGGGAUACGUGGCGCGAUCUGAGUGGCGAGUUCGAUGAGGAGGAGGACGAGGGAGGUGAGGGCAGCAGCCGACGGGGGAGAGAAGACGAGGGGGAGCAGGCGCAGGACAAGGGGCCUGUGGGGGGGAUAAGGGGGAAGGCGGGAGGGGGGGGCGCAGAGCAGGGGGGCAGCGGGCGAGGCAGGGGAGGCGGGCGGGCGGGCGGGGCAGAAUGCGGGGGAUGGGCGGGCGUGGUGGCGGGACGGCUGCCCCAGAGAGCUUGGCAGGAGCAGCGGAAGGGGCGAGUUGGGGGCAGGCGGCCGUGGGAGGAGGGGCGCGCGGAGGGUGAAGCGUGGCGGGUGGAGGAGGCGUGGAGGGAGUGGGACCGAGUCGAAGGCCACAGCAGCAGCAGCGGUGGUGGCGGCAGCAGCUUCCAGGGCGAGGAGGCGAGUGACUGCUCGGUGCUGAAGCUGCCCCAUGUCACCGUGCAGGUCAUGGCGUCCUCAUCCCUGCCCGCGUGGCUGGAGGGUUUCUUCACAUGCCCCUGCGGCCUCACCUGCACGCUGUCGCGCAGUGAGGUGCUGGCGGCGCGCCCAGACGCCAUGCUGUACGAGGGGGGCGCGCCCAGGGGGGUGAGAGUCAAGGGCGACCCGCUGCUCGUGCACGUGGCCAUGGAGGCGGAGGGGGGAGGGGGGGAGAGGGGGAAGGGGGCGCGCAGGCGGGCAGCGCUUACCAUCUUCCAUGCCUCAUCACGCUACUCGCCCUGGCGAGCAGCAGCAGCGCCGCUGCUACUGGCGCACCCCCUCACACACCGCUUCGGCCUGCAGACGCCCCUCCCACUGCGCCGCUCCCUGCGCCGCGCCUUCCCCCGCUGCCAGUACUCGCACGCACCCAAGGGGGCAGGGGCGCAGGGCGCAGGGGCGCGGGGGCAGGCGCAGGUGCACGGGCAAGGGGGGACGGGGCCCCCUGGUGUAGGAUUGCAGGGUGGGGCCGUUGCACGGGGCACAUCAGCUGUGGGGCGCAGCGGAAGUGGGGGUUUCAGUGGUGCAAGGGGAGGUAGGGGGGAAGGAGGGACAGGGGGAGAAGAAGGAGGGAGAGGGGAGUGCAGGGGGGGCGGAGGAGGGGGCAGGAUGGACGGCGAGGGAGCGGGAGAUGGCGGGCGUGGACGAGGCAGUGUGCCGAUCUACUACGGGGCGCCAGACGUGGGAGAGUUUGCCCCACCGGAGUCGUUCAUGGAGGGCGGGGCGGAGAGCCAGGAGAGCAUAGUGCGGCGCGUGCACGCCAUGCGCAGCAACGCCACGGCAUACCUCUCCCUGCACGCCUGGCGCCGGUGCGGAGUGCUGGGGGGGCUGCAGCGAGCGCUGAGGAUGGGGUUUGACACUCUGCCGUGCCGCCUGUGCCAUCGCAUCAGCACCAUGGGGGGGCGCGCACACACCUCGCAACCUCGCUCUGCUGAAGAGGAUGCUGCUGCUGCUGGGGGUGAUGGAGAUGCCAUGAACUCGGUCACAACUGUGAUUUGA